GACGCGUGGACGGCGCUGAUGGCGGCCAGAACCUCUUGGGCGUCUUGGUCACACACGGCCAGGCGGAGCACCUCCAGGCCCCGGUACUCCUGCAGCAGCUGUGUGCCGGCACCACUUAGGUGACCCGUGAACAACUGAAGAAACAGUUGGGCAAAAUAGUAAUGUCAGAAGUAAGAGUAAGCUGUGAAGGAAGAACAUCUGUCAUAAAGUGUUACUGGAGGCACGAAAAUGUCAAAGAAGUGCAAAGACAAUUCAGAAGACACUUUGACAGGGAUCCACCAAGGUGACUCGCCAUUGCUCGCAUCACAGCUACAAACAGUUGGGCAAAAUAAUAAUGUCAGAAGUAAGAGUAAGCUGUGAAGGAAGAACAUCUGUCAUAAAGUGUUACUGGAGGCACGAAAAUGUCAAAGAAGUGCAAAGACAAUUCAGAAGACACUUUGACAGGGAUCCACCAAGGCAACCCACACGUGCGUUCAAGUCAGCGACCACUAUGGCACCGUCACAGUCGGUCACCUGCCCCUCCCACAGCAGCGCCGGGUCGUGGUAGGGCGAGUCGACCGGUGGGAUAUACAUGGCGCCAAGCCUCAUCCCAGGGCAGCAGGACAGCUCGACCCAUGUUUGUCCUUCUGCUGCAAUGUUGGCACAUGUGAUAUAUGGCACCAACGCACACUUCACCAACAUCAUAAUUCCUCCUCUCCGACUAUUUUGUUUACUUUUAUUCAUAUAUAAAUCAAAACCAAGCAAGCUACUAAUUAACGUUACUUAAUUUCAGUGAUCCAUAUCAUGUCAAAUUCUAAAGCAACAUUUAUCACUUCAGGGCUUUGGAGCUUAUUUUUCACACCACAGAUAUUACAAGCACAUAUUUUCAAUUGUCCAUUCCAAUUCUUUCCAUGCCAAAAUUUGGGAAAUACCUAUCAGUCACAACACAACACGCAGCAAUACUCGCCGCCGCCAGUCAUACGUAAUUUCCACUCCCUGGUUGUCUGGUUUCUGCUUCUCAUUUUCUCGGGUCCUCAGUCUUGUCGUUUCUCUCCUCGCCGCCGGAUGAGCGUCCUUCUUCACGCAAAUCCGUUGAAAGUUUCUUCCUGUAUCCUUCAGGUUCUUCGCCACUCGCAAGAUGUCGCUCCGUUGAUCUUGACUCUGCAGCGUCUCAUGAAUAGGGCGACUCCUCCGUGCGUCAGGCUGUCCAAGUCGUAUUGUUGACCAUACAUCGGUGGGUAUCGGUCCGGCGUAACCCGCGGCUUCCAGCACUGUCUUGAUCUUCUCUCCUUCUGUCGUUCCCAGGCCGUCGUCAUCCUCCGAGACCCCAGUUAUAACCAAGUUCCGCACCCUUUCUUUGGGGCCAAGGGAUUCUAUGAACCGGUUUUGCUGGUGGAUAAUCAUGUAGGCUUCAUCGAGUGUUGUAUUCAGUGAUUCUAUUUCUUUCUUCAUCUCCUUCACAGCUGCCAAAUCUUCUGGAAUAUUUCUUAUUUCUUCGAGUAAUUCAGAGCUCGGUGGCUGCUCUUCAUGAGGCUGAUGUGCAACAGUUGUUCUCAGUGCACAUUUUAGCUGCGCCGCUGUCAGUUUAUUGAUCUCCGUAGCAGACAAUGCCUUCACUGUGUUUACAUUGUCAUAACUAGCCAUCUUGGACAAACAAACAAGUAUCCUGUUAAGUCUUUGCACCCCGUUUUCUUCAGUGGCUUGGCGUCGCCGUUACCAUGGCAACGGUUUUCACAGCGGUGCAGAGGGGAUGGGACCGGUGUUGAUUGGCCACAUUAUAUUCUAGCUUCUAACUACCGGCUAGCUUUCUUCAGUGGGCUACAAGUAACUGCGUCUUGGCUGCACUCUACCCUCGAGCAGCUCCUUAGGCAAUAUAUUGCCUGAUCUAAGCCUGCAUGGCAGCAGAAUCUUGGCAAAACUUGGAGCUCUAUCCAGGUCUGUUUGUUGAUGUUUGCAGCGCCAUCUACACUGUGCCUUAAGACUUUGAAACUAUUUCGGAACCACACGAUGCAGGACUACCAGCUCUGCCAUCACCUCAGGACAGGACGCAGGAAGGGGGGGAAGGGCGGAGUGGCCGUUUUCUCCCAAUCUACCCUCAGCCCCUCACACCUGCCUGUCAACAUUCCUGCCGGAGUAGAGGCCCUGUGGGUGAGAGUUACGCCCCCCUGCCAUCUCAGCAACACGGCCUCCAUCAUCGUGUGCGUCGUGUACCACCCCCCACGAGCCACCACAGCACAGUUACUCACCACUCACAUCAGUGACACUGCUGAGGCCCUAAGUGUGAGGUAUCCUGUUGCCAAGCUGGUCAUCUGUGGGGACUUUAACGGAUUGUAUAUCAGCGAUAUCCUACACCAGCUACACCUCACCCAGAUCGUGGACUUCCCUACCACCCAGCAAGCCACCCUCGACCUUAUACUGACAGACCUAUUGCAGCAGUACUCGCCCUUCAAGCCGCUCCCUCCAAUGGGUGGAGCACCCACCUCUCCAUACUGUGGACACCCACAGGACCCACCGCCUCAUGUCUGACUCAGCCAUGAGGGAGGUUGGGCAGUGGGUGACACAACACCCGUGGACCGAGGUGCUGGAUGUGGAGGACAUCCACUCAAAAUGGCACAAUUACGUCGCCACCACCACAGAAGCCUUCCACCGCAACUUCCCAGCCGAGAGCGUCACAGUGCACACAUCUGAUGCCCCCUGGAUGACGCCCCGCAUUAAAAGACUCAUGCAUCAGCGGACGUGGUCGUUCCACUCCUGCCCGGACCUAUACAGGAAGCUAAGAAACAGAGGGAUCAGGGAGAUUAAGGCUGCCAAGUCAAGCUAUUACCCGGACAAGA
Scylla paramamosain (green mud crab) is the source of this 2813-nucleotide messenger RNA. RefSeq lists its product as uncharacterized. Lineage: Eukaryota; Metazoa; Arthropoda; Malacostraca; Decapoda; Portunidae. The record is from RefSeq and is a predicted model, not a curated record. The transcript has 4 exons. Bases 1927 to 2505 code for a protein of 192 amino acids.